AUGAAAGGCCAACCCGUCGACCAGCUCGUCUACGAGUGCAUGUUUCCUCGUCCCAAGAGCAACGAUCCACAAAACUUCCAUAUGCUACUCCAGCGUAACCUAAUUCCAGAGGUUCGUCAGGAAACCCACGCUUUUUACGGUCAUCUCGACACCCAGGAAGCGAAAUACCCUGGCCUCGACUACACCCACAAGACCCAUCGUAUUCGUCUUUCUCGCUGGCCAUGGCAUCGACGCCUUUUCCGCGCUUUCGAUAACCUCCAGCUUACAGCCUCCGAAAUCGCGGGCCUGACCAAGUGGGAGGGAACAAAAUGGGCCAAGGAAAAAUAUGAGAAGGAGCAGGGAUACAUUAUUCAUGACACCACCGCCGAUGGAUUCCCCGACUGGACCGAUAUUCAACAUUUACCUCGUGCUUCUCGCAGCCAUUCCGCCGAGGUUGGCUACAUGGGGCUCGACGACCUGGAUAACGAUAUGGAUGUUGAAAGCGAAGACGAGCUGGACAGUGUAGGCGUUGAACUAAAUGAGCGUCUCAGAGAUGGAGUUGCAAGACGCGAGGCUGGUGAUACAUCAGCUGUCCUCGACGAGGAAUGGGAGCAGUGGCUCAAAAACGCCAUCGAAUCAGGUGAAAUCAGCUUUCUGAACGACCAUGUCUUCCACGAAAGUGACACAGUUCCUGCUGCGCUCUUCCCACCAGGUUUGCUUAGUACAGCACGAGCUGGCCAAUGGGGCGAGAUUCCCGAGUCUCUUCACCGCAUACUUCGCCGCACUUUACAAUCAGAAGACCCUAACCGACCCCAACAAAUACAGGCGUCGACACGUUCUCAAACUUCGGCCCCUUUGCUGCAGAACCGAUACUCUAUGGAUUCUCGAUUGAUCCGCAGUUCAUAUCUCCGCCUACCGGUCGGCGAUUCUAGUUCAGGGCGCACAGGAACCUCAAAUGCUUGA
This is a messenger RNA of Fusarium poae, 942 nucleotides long. RefSeq lists its product as uncharacterized. The transcript has a single exon. NCBI's taxonomy places the organism in Eukaryota, Fungi, Ascomycota, Sordariomycetes, Hypocreales, Nectriaceae. The coding region runs from base 1 to 942 and encodes 313 amino acids. The record is from RefSeq and is a predicted model, not a curated record.